AAAAGUAGAGGGGUUUCUUUAGGAACAGAAGUAUUCUGGAAUUAGUGGUGAUAGCUGCACAGUGUAGUGAAUAUACUAAAACCCCCUAAAGUAUAAACUUGAAAUCAUAAAUUUUUUGUUAUAUGAAUUAUAUCUCAAUUUUUUAAAUGCUCAAAACCAAAGGAAAAAAAAAAGAGCACUGUGUAUCCCAAAAUGAAAUGGAAGUUGUUAUAACAGUUUGGAGACUGAGAUUGAAGGAUUUCAAAAAAACUGAAGUAAUUUGGUACCCGCCUAUAACAGAGAUAACUGAUAGAGAACUUUUUUCUAUUCUAUGGCAUUUAAAGGAUGAAGGAAAAGGUCCUAUGUUGUGGUUUUAUAGCUGGAGAAGAAAGAAUCAGUCUGGCCCUCUGCUCAGAGCCAAGGAAUGUGGUUAGAGAUGUUAUACAAACUAAGACGAUAAAACCAAAUUACCUCCACUGGGCAAAUCAUGUAUAGUUCAGAAAACAGGCAAGUUGGAAAACUACUAGGAAGUGGAGGAAGGACUGAAGGGGUGUGAUUUUUGUUUCUUACGUACAAUCCAACAACAGCCUUCCUCAGAUUUUUGCUAAAAUAAGAACAUUUUCACACGUUUUAAUUGCCCUGUAAUAACAAUAGUGUGAACUCCAUCCACAAACAUUUAUUAUCUAUUUAGUUUUGCUCAAAUUUCAAUGUAACAAGAAUUCACCUUGUAAGUGGGAGUAACUGUCCAUUUAAUAAAAUGAAAUUACUUUCACAUUGCUAAUCCUGUUGUGCAUUUCUAUAAUAAAGUAUUAAUAACAAAAUGGCCUUUUCUCUUUCUCCAUUUUUCAGUUCCAUCUAUGGGUUGCUGUUUUCAAAGUAGCAUCUUUAUAAACUGGAAUACCACUUGCUUCUUGCACGUUUGUAAAGAAUGUUCAAAAAAAUUGUAGAAGUUACAUUUUCACAAUAUUUUUGACCUGUCAUUUACACCAUCCUUAAUAGUGAUGCUACAGGACGAAGAGGAAUGGACAAAAACAUUGGCGAGCAACUCAAUAAAGCUUAUGAAGCCUUCCGGCAGGCAUGCAUGGAUAGAGAUUCUGCAGUAAAAGAAUUACAGCAAAAGCAGACUGAAAACUAUGAGCAGAGAAUACGUGAGCAACAGGAACAGCUGUCACUUCAACAAACUAUUAUUGACAAGCUAAAAUCACAGUUACUUCUUGUGAAUUCCAGUCGAGGUAAUAGUUAUGGCUGUGUUCCCCUGCUUGAAGACAGUGAAUCAAGGAAGAAUAAUUUGACUCUUGAUCAGCCACAUGAUAAAGUGAAAUCAGGAAUACCAAGAGAAAAACAAUCAAAGAUAAGAAGACAAGAGGUUUCUUCUCCUAGAAAAGAAACUCCAUCUAGGAGUCUUGGCAUUCCUUUACUCCAUGAAAGGAGUUAUAUAGAAAAGACUUUCUGGGAUCUGAAAGAAGAAUUUCAUAGAAUAUGCAUGCUAGCAAAAGUACAAAAAGACCACUUAAGCAAACUUAGUGUACCAGACACUGCAACUGAAAGCCAGUGCUCUAUUCCUGUACAGUGUACGGAUAAAACAGAUAAACAAGAUGCGCUGUUUAAGUCUCAGGCUAAAGAUGAUAUAAAUAGCAGUGCACCGUGCAUCACAUCUGUCACACCCAGAGGACUGGGCCAGGAUGAGGAAGACACCUCUUUUGAAUCACUUUCUAAAUUCAAUGUCAAGUUUCCACCUAUGGACAGUGAUUCUACUUUCUUACAUAGCACUCAAGAGAGACCCAAAGUCCUCGGUCCUGCCACAUCUGAGGCAGUGUGUCAGGACAAAUCUAAUAUGGAGCUCGGCAACAACCCAGGAAACUUUGUUAACACUGAAGAAACUGUAUUUGAAAUUCAGGGAAUUGACCCUAUAGCUUCAGCCAUACAAAACCUUAAAACAACUGACAAAACAAAACCCUCAAAUCUUGUAAACACUUGUGUCAGGACAACUCUGGAUAAAGCUCUGUGUUUGCCACCUGGAGACCAUAAUGCAUUAUAUGUAAAUACAUAUCCACUUCAGGACCCAUCUGAUAUACCUUAUCCCUCGCUCGAUUCCUCAGGAAGAGCUGUCCGAGGACCACAGCAGCCUGUUUGGAAGCCCUAUCCUAUUCAAGACAGUGGCUUAUUGAUAUUAAGUGGUACAGACUCAGAACUGCAUAUACCUCGAGUAUGUGAAUUCUGUCAAGCAGUUUUCCCACCAUCCAUUACAUCCAGGGGGGAUUUCCUUCGGCAUCUUAAUUCACACUUUAAUGGGGAAACUUAAAGACUCAUUUGAGAACAGACAUAUCAAGUUCUGUGUGAUGAUUUUGGGUUUGUAGUGCUAUAAAUACUUGAUUGAAAACGUAAUUCAAGAACAGUUAUAGAAAAAUUCAGUGCCGCUUUUUGGCGCUUUCUUUUAUUUUCUUUUAAAAGAUCAGUCUGUACAAAAAUGCAGUUCAUUGUAUUCAUGUUUACAGUGUUACUACCAUAAUUCAAAAUUAUGUAUGUGUCUUAUGGAGUUAUAUAAUCAUAGUUCAAGUUUGUUUCAAAUAUCUAAGCUUAUUGCUUGGAUUUCUAGUUAGAUUUGUUGGAUUUGGUAAUGUCAAAUGUGUAUAGGCUUUCUUUCAUUUUCAUUUAAAAAUUUAGAUUAUUUAUGCUAUUGUGGUGUUCUUUUUGUAUAAACUUUUGACAGAGAAUUGCAGACAACAUAAAACAUCUAAAUAAAUGCCAAACCUAAGACAUUUGUUGGCCAAUGAUAAAAUCACUGGUAGAAUUAUUUAAACACUUAAGAUUUUUUUUUUAAUAUACAUGGUUUUAAUUUUUAUUAUGUAUAUAGCUAUAUGAUGAAAUGAAAUAUUUAAAAAGUUACUUAAUGUGAUCAUUAAUGUAUUCUUUGCUUCUGGGUAAAAAAAAAAGAAUAAAGAAAAUUUAAUCACG
Molecule: messenger RNA, 2934 nt
Organism: Choloepus didactylus (southern two-toed sloth)
Lineage: Eukaryota; Metazoa; Chordata; Mammalia; Pilosa; Megalonychidae
Gene: TANK
Product: TRAF family member associated NFKB activator
Exons: 8
Coding region: 1001-2281 (426 amino acids)
Biological process (GO): canonical NF-kappaB signal transduction
Source: RefSeq, a predicted model, not a curated record